AUGGAGACUACGAGAAUUCCUUCUUCUCCAACUGUAAUAAUCCAAGGCGAAGGAGCAGAUGUGAAUAUGAAAAUCAAUAAAACCGUUUUUCGUUUGGGAUGGCUUUCAUUCAUUUGUGGUGCUUGUGCGUUUCUUACACAUUACAUUUCAUUGGAUCAUCUGGAGAAUUUCUCGCCAUUCAAUGCAGGUCUUAUUGCCGGAUUUUUUCUGAUGAUUGCGGGCUUAGCAUCGAUUGCAGCUGGAUAUCAUGAGACGUCGUAUAAAUAUUAUCUUCAUGCUCAAAUUUGGUCAUUUAUUGUCGAUCUUCUCUUGGCACCAGGUCUGAUCAUCGUAGCUAUAAGCGCGCUGAUCAUAGACAGUCAAGAUAUUCGACCGCUCUGCCGAGCAGAACAUGAGUCCGAAUUGAAUAUUCUAUGUGUCAAGGAAACGAACUUGUAUGACUUAAGUCGCACAUUGAAUAUAAUUCAAUUAGCUAUCGGUGCUGUAUGUUUUGUUACUCAUAUCAUUCUUCUAUCAAAUCAAAGACGAAUGCUUGAGCGAAUGAUAAUUGCUGAGAAUGAUGUUGCGAAAGAAGUAGUUAUGUACGCUCAACCUAUGAAUCAAAUGAUAUAUUAUGCUGAUUCGCCGCCGAAAUACGAAGAUCUUCCAUUAUCUUGA
Messenger RNA from Adineta ricciae, 657 nucleotides. The record is from the annotation of a GenBank genome assembly. NCBI's taxonomy places the organism in Eukaryota, Metazoa, Rotifera, Eurotatoria, Adinetida, Adinetidae.